AUGACGAAAAAAGGUCAUGUUUGCGCAGUUUGCAACACAAACAUUGCGAAGUCUAUUUUCAAAUCACAGUGCGGUGUCUGUAAAAGAUAUUACCAUCCAGGCUGUGCAAACUUGACUGAAGUUGAAGUGCGCGUGAUGUAUGAGAAAAAACUUCCCUGGACCUGCAGUAAGUGCCAGCCAGCUCAACAACAGUCUCGUACAAACUAUGAUAUUUUGAGGAGGACAUCUUUCAAUCAACAGGAUGAUCAGAUUCCACUAUCUUUGGAUACAGCCCUGGCGCAGCACAGCCGCGCUAGCAACCAAUUUUCGUUCUCAGGGCAAAACAGGCGACAAACAAUGUAUCAAAUAAGUGAAAAUCACCCCAUGUCUUGUGGCGAAUCUGGACAGGCUGGUACGAGUCAGCGUAAACGGAACUCUCAGUACGAUGAGCCUAAUGAAGACGUGUCAUCAUUACGAUCAAUACUCUUGGAUUUGAGGGGUGAAGUAAGGAGCCUUAAGGAUGAGGUUGUCACCAUGAAAGAGUCUCUUGAUUUUAUAAAUGCUAUGUAUGAAUCCCAAAAACACACAACCAAGGUCUUGGGAGAAAUGAUUGAUGAUGUGAAAAAGGAGAAUAGCAAGCUUAGGGCCGAUGUAACUUUCUUGCAAAAUAAACUGCAUGUUAUUGAUCAACAACAAAAUGGCAAAAAGCUUAUGAUAAAUGGACCCUAUAACCGCAAUGACAGCGAUGAUGAAAUCAAAUUAAAAACUUUUAAAGUUUUAAAAUUUGUUUCUCAAGAUGGCAACGAAAAAUCAUUUAAUUGGUAUGUUCCUGAAAAGAAAAAUGCAUCGCAGUAUUCUUUAUGCGUUAAAGAAAGACAGCAUCAAAUGCAACAAGAUUAG
This is a messenger RNA of Ceutorhynchus assimilis (cabbage seed weevil), 879 nucleotides long. Lineage: Eukaryota; Metazoa; Arthropoda; Insecta; Coleoptera; Curculionidae. The record is from the annotation of a GenBank genome assembly.